Saprolegnia parasitica CBS 223.65 is the source of this 1208-nucleotide messenger RNA. RefSeq lists its product as hypothetical. NCBI's taxonomy places the organism in Eukaryota, Oomycota, Saprolegniomycetes, Saprolegniales, Saprolegniaceae. The record is from RefSeq and is a predicted model, not a curated record. The transcript has 4 exons. The coding region runs from base 33 to 1127 and encodes 364 amino acids.
CGGCCAUCCCAGAAAAGCCAGCCCAAACCACGAUGGCCGACGUGGACCCGGCGGUCCUCAAGCGGCGCCAGUACCUCCGCAUCAAGCAGAUGCAUUACCGAAGCAAGAUUGCAGGCGAGAUCACGGCGCUUAAGGCCGAGGUCGACGCGCUCCAGGAACAGCUCGCGCGACAGCUGCUGUCGCCCACGUCGCGGGUGCUGCCAUGGGCCGAGGUGGCGACUGCGCUCGACGUCGACAACAAGGAGAAGCUCAAGAAGCGCAAGAGGCUGCAGCUCCAGCACGCCUCGUACUCGCGCCUCGCUAGCAACAUGCGCGCCUGGGUCACCCGCGUCUUGCCGCGGACGCCGGUGGACCCGCCAUGGCGGCGCACGUACCUGCCGUUGGACGGUAACACGCGCAAGCUCGGCAUCGACUGGCUCACGCAGCUGCUACUGCACAACACGGACAACAUGCUGGCCAAGUACGAGUUUGACGCACUCGAUCCACACGCGUACUCGAUUGACUUUACCAUGAGCCUCUCGCCCAACGACCUCUUCGAGUACGUCUGGCGCACGCAAAAGGAGCUGCCAUUGCCCAUGGAAGUGGUCUGCGCGGCGCUGCGACGAUGGAUGCAGCAGUACACGACCGGGUCGGUCUGGACCGACGUCCAGUCGUCCGAAUUGCUGCAGGACGACGCGCUCGAGACCGUACAGGGCGCCACGUAUGCCCACACGGUGCGCGAGAAUCCGACCGAGACGGUCAAUUUCCUCACGCGCGAGUUUCAUCCGCAUGCGGACCGCGUCGUGUUUGUCGGUCAAAACAUCCACCACGACGAACGCGUCUCGUCCAGCGUCCACCGCCGCAACCGCAUGUUUUGGUACGUCGUCGACCGCGUUGGCCCCAACACGACCCGGUUUCGCAACCUCGACGUCCUGUCCCACUUCUUCACCGACCACGGACCCGUGUCACUCGACGUCGAAGCCAACCUCAUGGGCUUUGCAGCAGCAGCGUCCUUGUCCGAGAUGGACAUGCUCGCAGCUUACACGCGCCAUGCGACGACCGUGUACCGCUGCGUCGGCCAACGCUCGGACGAGACGCUCUUUGCGCUCCUGGAUGGUAGCGACGAUAGCACUGCAGCGUGGCAUUGAGCGCUCGAGCGGCGUAUAUUUAAAAAAGAGUGCUUGCAAAUCGAUCUGCCAAAGGCUAUCGAAAUGAUUAGGACUCGAGAC